Molecule: messenger RNA, 894 nt
Organism: Cavia porcellus (domestic guinea pig)
Lineage: Eukaryota; Metazoa; Chordata; Mammalia; Rodentia; Caviidae
Gene: Nkx2-6
Product: NK2 homeobox 6
Exons: 2
Coding region: 1-894 (297 amino acids)
Biological process (GO): cell differentiation; regulation of transcription by RNA polymerase II
Cellular component (GO): nucleus
Molecular function (GO): DNA-binding transcription factor activity, RNA polymerase II-specific; RNA polymerase II cis-regulatory region sequence-specific DNA binding
Source: RefSeq, a predicted model, not a curated record
AUGCUGCCCAGCCCGGCCACCUCCACCCCCUUCUCCGUCGAGGACAUCUUGCGGCUGGAGCGCGAGCCCGGAGACUUCCAGGCUUCCCCACAGUGGGGGUUACAGGGGAGCCCGGAAAACCCUCCGUACGUGGGAGUGCACCGGGAACCGCCAGCGCCAGAGAUUCACCGCGCCUGUAGGGGGGCCAGCAGAGGUCGAGAGCGAUCCGAGCCUCGUGGGGGUCCCUGUGAGGCAGUGAAAGAGAUGCGCGCAGAACGGGUUGGGGUGCCAGAGUCUGACCUGGCCGAGGUCUUGCCCCUCAGCGGCGGUAACAGCAGGGAGCUGGAGCCCAGCCUUGGCUACAGCGGAGACCGGGUGUGCGGUGGUGGCCCGGAGCAGCCCAGGACACGACAGCGGCGGAAGCCACGCGUGCUCUUCUCGCAGGCGCAGGUGCUGGCCCUGGAGCGGCGCUUCAAGCAGCAGCGGUACCUGUCGGCGCCGGAGCGCGAGCAGCUGGCCAGAGCGCUGCAGCUCACGUCCACGCAGGUCAAGAUCUGGUUCCAGAACAGGCGCUACAAAUGCAAGAGGCAGCGCCAGGACAAGUCGCUGGAGCUGGCAGGCCACUCGCUGGCGCCGCGCCGGGUGGCGGUGCCGGUACUGGUCCGUGAUGGCAGGCCAUGCCUGGGCCCGGGCGCGUCCGCCUUCCCCGGCGCCUAUGCCGCGCCCGCUGCGCCCUAUUCUUGCUAUGGCGGUUAUGUGAGCUCCCCGUACGGAGCAGGAUACAGCGCUGGCUACGCGGGACCCGGCCCCGCCACGCCCACGCCACCGGCCAGCUCGGGCUUCGGCCACAGCGGCCCAGGCGCCACCCCCCAGGGCCAUCUGCCCGCCGCUCUGCCGGGCGUCCGGGCCUGGUGA